Molecule: messenger RNA, 1287 nt
Organism: Macrosiphum euphorbiae (potato aphid)
Lineage: Eukaryota; Metazoa; Arthropoda; Insecta; Hemiptera; Aphididae
Source: the annotation of a GenBank genome assembly
AUGGCCGCAAGUGAGGCUGGCGGUGUUGUUGCAUCAGCUACAGCAUCCGAUUGGGAUACAAGAGAGUCAAUGCGUCAGCGUGAAUUAGAUGAAGCCAGGGCACGAGCAACACAAAUGGAGAAAACAAUGCGAUGGUGGUCUGAUUGUACUGCUAACUGGCGUGAAAAAUGGAGCAAGGUGAGAAAUGAAAGAAACAAAGCUCGAGAAGAAGCUAAGAUGCUCAAAGAUAAUUUAGAACAUGUACUAAAAGAAAACAGUAAUAUAAAAAGAGAAAAGCAAAAUCUCGAACAACAGAAUGAAUGUUUGCGCAAAGAAUUAGAAAAAGUCAAUCUGAUUCUAUUAAAACAUGCAGGACAAUGGGAUUCUCAACUGGUUGAUGCAUUGGAAAAUGGUAUUUCUGAUCCAGAUACUUGCUGUAGUUCAUCAUCUAUACCUCAGCCAUCGAUUGUGAGUGAUUCUGGUAUUGAAGAAUAUGUUUUACAAGAGGCUGUUCCCAAACAUGCGGUUGAAAUGUUCAAUCAAACAACUUCUCCCAUUAAAUCACCAAUUCCUAAUAAAACCAUAUCUGACGAAGUAGCCGAUACACUUGAGAAGAAUUUAGAAAAUCUGUUGGAAAGCACUCAACAAGAUUUAAACAAUUUGCAUAGUCAGUUGUCAGGUACAGAUAGUGUUAAAUCAGAAUGUCAAACUUGUCAAGACAAUCAGGUUAUUACAAACAAACGUUUGGAAGACUUAAGAAUACAGCUAGAACACUUACAAUCUGAGAAUGAAAUUGAAUGGAGCAAAAGAGAACAACUAGAAAGUGAAAUGAUGAACUUGGAAAGAAUCAAUAAGCAAUUAAAAUCUGAAUUGAACGACACACUAGAUAAAUUGCAGAAACAGAGUAAACCUGAAUCAACAUCAGACACAAAAUAUAGAUUAUUGCAAGAAGAGUUGGCUGAUAAAAAUAUUGAGUUAGCCAAUUUAAAACACAUUUUAUCCAAACAAAAGAAAAUAUGUGUUGACCAAAGUGCUGAGUCAGCGCAUUUAGUGAGGCGUGGUGAGCAAUAUGAGAAUGAAGUCAAGCGUUUGAGAAGCCGAGUAGAGGAAUUAAAAAGAGAAUUAGCUACUACAGAAGAAGAUUAUGAUACUGCUUCUAAUACUAUAAAGAAACUUCAAAGAUUAAACGAAGACUUACAAGAAAAGCUCGAUAGCUUACAGGCCGAAUUAAUGCAUCAAAAUAUAAGAUUGACACGUUUAACAAGUCGAGUAUCUUCAGAUGAUUCAAGUCAUAGUGAUGAAGACUGA